AUGAUGAGUGUUCCUCAGCCUGACCCGGAUGAGAUGCCCCCCUCCACCAUCACCCCUGUCACCACCCCCACCCUGAGCCUGACCCCCAUCACAGACGAGCUGGAGUGUAAGAUCUGUUACCAGCGCUACAAUGUCCACAACCGCAGGCCCAAGAUCCUGGACUGCCUCCACCGGGUGUGUGCCCGCUGCCUCAACAAGAUCCUGGACAUGGGGGACGUAUUGGGCUGCAUUUCCUGCCCCUUCUGCCGACACGAAACAGAGGUCAGCGAAUACGAGGUGUCGGGCCUCCCCGACGACUCCAACGUCAUAUCCUGCCUGGCCGUCAGGGAUAAGUCCUGGAGCUCCGACCACAGCAAAGAGGUGACCCUCACCCCCAAGAGCCUGUCCUCCACCUCCCCCUCGCACCACUCCUCCAACUGCCUGGUGAUCACUAUCAUGGAGGUCCAGAGGGACACGGGGUCCGGGGUCCGUGGCCUGGGCAGCUCAGACCACUACACAGAGCACAGCCUGGACUCCAUCUCUGUGGGCUCCAACGGGCCGGAGGUUCAGGAAGCCCUGUCCAAGUUGUGUUCCCACGUCCCCCGGAUCCUGGUGUGGCUCCUGGGGCUGUUCUACUUCGGGUCCCUGCCCCUGGGCAUCUACCUGCUGGUGAUCCAGAGGGUGACGCUGGGCAUAGUAUGUGUGAGCCUGGUACCGUCCAGUCUGACUGUGUGUCUGGUCUAUGGGUUCUGCCAGUGUCUCUGCCAGGGCAUGUGUGACUGCUCGUCUCGGGGCUGA
This is a messenger RNA of Salvelinus namaycush (lake trout), 777 nucleotides long. RefSeq lists its product as uncharacterized. The record is from RefSeq and is a predicted model, not a curated record. The transcript has a single exon. Bases 1 to 777 code for a protein of 258 amino acids. Lineage: Eukaryota; Metazoa; Chordata; Actinopteri; Salmoniformes; Salmonidae.